Molecule: messenger RNA, 569 nt
Organism: Oncorhynchus keta (chum salmon)
Lineage: Eukaryota; Metazoa; Chordata; Actinopteri; Salmoniformes; Salmonidae
Product: tropomodulin-3-like
Biological process (GO): pointed-end actin filament capping; muscle contraction; myofibril assembly
Cellular component (GO): striated muscle thin filament; myofibril
Molecular function (GO): tropomyosin binding
Source: RefSeq, a predicted model, not a curated record
CAGAUUACCUGCCCCUAGGCGUGACACUUGGACCCAGAGGGACACAGACAGACACCCCGGUCUGCAGUUGGUGUAGCAGAGAGAGAACAUGGCAUUGUCAUUUAAGAAAGACCUGGAGAAGUACAAGGAGAUUGACGAGGAUGAGAUCCUUAACAACCUGUCAGAGCAGGAACUCAAACAACUGGAGACUGCCCUGGAGGAGAUGGACCCAGAGAAUGCAUUGCUGCCAGCGUCGAUGCGUCAGAAGGACCACACAGUGAAAGCAGCCACCGGCCCCUACAGCCGAGAGAAACUACUCAGUUUUCUGGAGAAGGAGGCCCUGGAGUAUAAAGACAGAGAUGAUGUGGUGUCUUUCUCUGGAGAGAGGAAAGGCAAGGCAUUUGUUCCCAAGCAGCGGCCCAUCGAGUCUCGUCAGGAAGAGGUAACGACUGACCCGGAACUAGAAGAGGCCCUGUCCAGUGCUACCGACACUGAACUCUGUGACCUGGCAGCCAUCCUAGGUGUCCAUACCCUGGUGACCAGCACCCAGAGCUACGAUGGAACCAGCAGUAAAGACGGAGGAUACAACA